AUGGAAUCGCCGGCCGAUUAUAUGGAUUCUCCCAUGGAUGGUGAUGAUGUGGCAUAUCCGUGCAAAGGGUGUGGAGAGGUUCUGGAGGAAGGCAAGGCCUUCGAGCUUGCCGGCAACCGAUGGCAUCUGAAUUGCUUCCGCUGCAACACCUGCGAGACGCUUCUCGACUCGGACGCGAACCUCCUCCUCCUCGGCGACGGCUCGCUGAUAUGCAACAAUUGUACCUACAGCUGCAAUGCGUGUGGGAAUAAGAUCGAGGACUUGGCUAUCCUCACGGGCGACCAAGCAUUCUGCGCGACCUGCUUCCGCUGCCGGAACUGCAAACGCAAGAUCGAGAACCUACGAUAUGCCCGAACCUCCCAAGGCAUUUUUUGCAUGAGCUGCCACGAAUCAUUAAUGGCGCGAAGAAGGAAGAAAUCGAGAGCCGCGGCGAAUGCCAAGAAAAAAGAAGAUCAGUCUCCGAUGCUGGUGGACAAAUCUCUCCCGGCCCUCCCCUCCAAUGCUGUUUUGCAGAACAACUUCCCACCCGAUCGAGAAACGCCGAGUUCUCUCGACACAGACGCGCCGACUGAGCUCUCUCCCAGGCCUCGCCAAACUUACCAGAACGACUCCUCUUCAAGAAGUAGCUCCCGACGACCUCGCGAUCACUCACCGGAACGCACACCGAGCGAGGGCCCCCACAAGGAUGGCCUUACUCUGCCGACGACCACUUACCGCAACAAUCGGCAUUCUGCCAUCUCUCAGGCUUCGGAUGCCAAUAACGGCGACGGGGAGAGCUUCUUUAUACCACUCGCGCUCGACCCAAGCCCCGCGCCAGCCAUCACCCCACGGUCCACCUCAGACACCUUGACAGACCCACCAAGGAGAACCAGGGAGGGUAAGGCCGGCGACAAAGAUUAUUUCAGUGUUAACAAAAGCAACGGGCGGUCUCAACAUGAGGCCCAGAAAACCGCGGAUGUAAAUUCUUCUUCCUCAACACCCCAUAUCGCCUUUCAGGACAAAGGCCGCCAGCCUUCUGCAGAUGAAACAUCACAGAUCAAAGAGAGCAUACGCAAAGCCCAGGCAGGAGGCAAGGUGUCUGCGAGGAACUCUCCUGCCAUUGGAAGUGACGAUGUCCGGGUACAGCAUGCCAACUCUUCCAAGAGCUCAAGUUCGAGCAGCAAGAACCCAUCGUCCAGCGAGAAAUUUAGAUUGGGCGAAGUACCGAAGAACAAGAAGACUGGCACCCCCAGAAGGGGCUCGCAGCCAGACACCGAAGAUAUGUCCCCAGUCUCUACAUCUAGUGGUGCUCAGCCUGCCUUACCACCGCGCAAGGAUUCGACGAUGAGUAUCCCCAAGACAGAGUCACCCCAUGUCCACCUCGGCACUGAGAGAGGUGGAACCCCUCGUUCGUCGCAAGAGUCUAGAACAAGAGAUGAUAUAGGUUCAAGACCAUCCAUGGACUCGAAUGCUUCAUCUAUUCCUGCCUCAAGAUCUAUCCCCCGUAAAGAUCUCCCUCAAGGCAUUGUGAAGAACGUUGUGAGUACUAUGGGCUCUUCUUCUGGAGCGGAAACAUCACCAUCAACGGAUUCCUCGUCAGAUACUCCUGGUCACACCCCUACUCUCAAUGGAAAGGCCAUAUCCGGACCUACGCUGUUGCAGUCUCCCAUGGAAGAGGAUCUCGAAAUCCCAAGCCGUGCGCCUGCUCGUCCAGCUGGCCCAGCGCCAAAACUCAGCGACACCUACAUGGCCCCCAGAGCUCCUCCAGCGCCCCCGGCAGGAAUGCCGCAUACACCAAAGGAUUCCUUAAAUGGUGCACCACCCUCUCCCAAGUUACCCCGGUGGAGUGCCGGUGGGGAUUUCACCAUGGAUGAGGAUAUGGCUCGGAUCUUGGGGGGGACCGAUGAGGGCUCACAGUCGAUACUUCGCCGUGUAUCAAAUGCUGUGCGCCAUGGAAGAAAUGCCAGUGAGGCAAGCAGCGCUGGUCGUCACGUAGGUCACGGUCGCAGCGUUAGCGAGACAACGGCCCGGACAGUAGCAUCGCCACGAUGGCCGAAAACACCCAUUAUGGAAGGCGUAAAUACCAAAGAUAUUAGCAGCCCUAUUUCGAUUUCCUCCCCUACGCCGGGUGAUGAUCCUGCACUACUACGCAGGCAGCUCCGCAAUUCUGAGCAAAGAGUUGCUGAGCUGGAGCGACAGUUUGCCAGUGAAAAGGAUCUCAAGCAGUUGAAUAGGAAGCUGGUUGAGAAGAGAAAGACCGUCUCGGUACUGGAUUCGCAAACCGAAAUUAUGAUCCGACAAUUGGAGGUUCUGGCCGGUUAUGUGGAGAAGGCCAAAGAUUCUAAGCAACCUAUCGACAUUGCGGAGUUAGAAGAGUCAUCCAUCAAAGACUUUGUCCAGAAAUUAGAGCGGCUCAAGCAAACCAUGUCUGGGGCCGUGGAGGCUCUCUACGAAGAGCGCAACGAGCUUCUUGAGGAGAAGAAUCAGAUCGUGGCAGAUCGCGACAGAGCUCUGGUGGAGUUUGAGCAGCUGUCCUCUAAGAACGCACAGCUUGCUGACAUGAACAACGAUCUAACACACCAAAUUCAAGAACGAUUCAAGGCUCAAAGUGGACACAUGGAGAGUCCGCGGCCGCCAAUGAAUGGACUAGGAAUUUAUACACACCACAGCAAGGACAAGUCCACUAUAUCUAUAGAUGAUGCAAGCCUUCGGCCAUUGACCGGCACCACUGUGUUUAGCUCUGUCAAUGCCUAUCCACAAGCAAUGGAUCAUGAUCCUAAUAUGGAACCGGCCACCGUCCUGUCGGCUCCACAUGUUGUGAACAUUCGGAAGGGCCAGGCAAAGAAGUUCAACUGGAAGAGAGGUGGACAGACUGUGGCGAAGGGCGUCUCCAAGGGCUUCAAGGGUGCUUUUGGCUCGGUGCAACCUACCAACCAGCAGUGGCAAGGCCAGACUGGUGAUAGUAUUGGGAUGCCGUACAACAUGACAGUCACACCUCUAGACUCGGCUGGGGGCAUGUCAUCCGGUAGUCUUCCACGAACAGCCACUAACGACCCGUCGAGACAAGGAUUUGGGCUAUUCAAGAAAGGGAGCGCUAUGCCAAAAUCCAUGUCAAAUGGCAACAUUGCAGCUGCAGAAGCCCCCUCAACUCUAUUUGGAUCUGACCUCGUCGAAAGAGCCGAGUAUGAACGUCGCCAGAUCCCAAGCGUGGUCACCCGAUGCAUUGAAGAGGUUGAGCUUCGAGGAAUGGAUAUUGAAGGUAUCUACAGGAAGACCGGUGGAAGUGGGCAAGUCAAGAUGAUUCAAGAGGGAUUUGACAGAAUGGAGGAUUUCGAUAUAUCCGAUCCUGGACUGGAUAUCACUGCUGUGACCAGUGUUCUCAAGCAAUACUUCCGCAGGCUACCCACACCUCUCUUGACUUUUGACGUCUAUGAUCGCGUUCUAGAAUCAGCCUCUAUCGAGGAUGACAAAGAGCGUUGUUCUCAUCUUUGGAAGACAUUCAAUAGCCUUCCUCCCAAACAUCGGGACUGCCUUGAAUUCCUGAUAUUCCAUCUUGCUCGUGUGGCUGUCAGAGAAAGUGAGAACUUGAUGACUCCCAAGAAUCUUGCUGUUGUAUUCGCGCCUACAAUCAUGCGCGAUCACAGUCUGGAGCGUGAAAUGACAGACAUGCACGCAAAGAACAACGCCGUACAAUUCAUUAUCGAGAACAGCCACGAAAUCUUCGGCAACGCCUAA
Messenger RNA from Venustampulla echinocandica, 3714 nucleotides. RefSeq lists its product as uncharacterized. The transcript is spliced from 5 exons. The coding region runs from base 1 to 3714 and encodes 1237 amino acids. NCBI's taxonomy places the organism in Eukaryota, Fungi, Ascomycota, Leotiomycetes, Helotiales, Pleuroascaceae. Gene Ontology annotation, biological process: regulation of GTPase activity; signal transduction. The record is from RefSeq and is a predicted model, not a curated record. Gene Ontology annotation, cellular component: cytoplasm.